Messenger RNA from Theobroma umbraticum, 2395 nucleotides. It is a transcript of the gene ATK1, whose product is annotated as kinesin 1. Lineage: Eukaryota; Viridiplantae; Streptophyta; Magnoliopsida; Malvales; Malvaceae. Gene Ontology annotation, biological process: microtubule-based movement. Gene Ontology annotation, molecular function: microtubule binding; ATP binding; microtubule motor activity. The record is from RefSeq and is a predicted model, not a curated record.
AUCCACUACCCAGGCUCCCCCCCAAUUUCACAACCCUCUCUCUCUUUCUCACUCGCUUUCCUUUCCCAAACCCUAACGUUCCAAUUUGUAACCCAAUAUCAAAUCAAAAAAUCCAGAUCUUGAAGUCCAUUUUCUCACAUAUCAACGGCCAAGAUCCAACCCUGCUCCGGCCAUAUCAACACUACAGCAUCAGCUUCGACUGAGUUUCAAAAUAUGGCUUCCCGCAACCAGAACCGACCUCCUCGCAGCCCCUCCACUAGGAAGGAAAUUGGAGAUGAAAACCCGUUAGAUAAACGAAGAAGGGUUGGAGCAGUAGGAAGAGGAGUGGGACUCACAGGAACCGGGCGAACCAGACAAGCUUUUGCCGUUGUUAACAACCGGCAAGACGUUACAACCACAGCCAAUGCCGAUGCUGGAAACGCUGAGGAAUGCCCUAAUCAUGAGUUCACCAAGGAAGAAGUCGAAGCGUUAUUGAACGAGAAGCCGAAAGCAAAAAAGUUCGAUCUCAAGGCUAAAUAUGAACACGCGGCGGAUCAUAAUAAAAGGCUUAAGCUUUGUGUGAAAUGGUUUCAACAAUGUGAUGAGAGUCAUGUGCUUGAUAAAGAGAAGCUUAAGAAUUCAUUGGAAUCUGCUGAGAAAAAAUGCAUUGAUACAGAGCUGGAGAAGAAAAACAAGGAGGAAGAAUUGAAUGCGGUUAUUUCACAGUUAAGGGACAGUAAUGCGUCAUUACAGGAGAAGCUUUCCAAGGAAGUGUCUGAAAAGUUGGAUGCUAUUGACCGCCAUAGAAAUGAAAAUGAAGCUAGGGUUGCUGCUGAAAAGUCAGUGGCUACUCUGACAGAGGAGCUUGAAAAAGCUCAGCAGGAUAUAGCAGCUGCUAAUGAGAGGGCUGCCUCGCUUGACAAUACACAUAAGCGAUUACAAGAGUACAUCCUGAGUCUCCAACAGUACAAUUCCAAAUUAAUCACUGACCUUGAAACAGUCCGGGAGUCGCUCAAACGAGUAGAAAAGGAGAAACUGACAAUAGUGGAGAAUCUUAGCACUUUAAGGGGCCACUGCAGUUCACUGCAAGAACAAUUAACCUUGUCAAGAGCUUCACAAGAUGAUGCUGUUAAUCAAAAGGAAACAUUAGUAAAUGAAGUCAAAUGCCUACGAGGGGAACUGCAACAAGUGCGGGAUGAUCGUGAUCGCCAGGUGUCACAAGUGCAGGCCUUAUCUGCUGAAAUUGUGAAGUUCAAAGAAAGUACUGGGAAGUCCUUUGCAGAGUUAGAUAACUUGACAAUGAAAUCAAAGUCCUUGGAGGAGACAUGCUCUUCCCAGAGGGAGCAAAUGAGAAUACUGGAGCUUCAGCUUGCUGCUGCUAAUGAGAAAUUAAAGAUGGCUGAUUUAUCAGCUUCAGAAACACGGAUGGAAUAUUUAGAACAAAAAAGAACCAUGCAAGAACUACAAGAUCGAUUGGCAGAUAUGGAGCAUAAACUUAUUGAAGGAGAGAAUUUAAGGAAAAAGUUGCACAAUACUAUUCUGGAACUAAAAGGGAACAUACGAGUAUUUUGUCGGGUACGUCCUCUACUACCGGAUGAUGGUGCAGCGACAGAAGGUGCAGUCGUCUCUUAUCCUACAUCAACGGAAUCUCUUGGCCGUGGCAUCGACUUGAUACAAAGUGGACAAAAAUAUCCUUUCACAUUUGACAAGGUUUUCAAUCAUGAAGCUUCACAGCAAGAUGUUUUUGUGGAGAUAUCCCAAUUGGUACAGAGUGCCCUUGAUGGAUAUAAGGUUUGCAUAUUUGCUUAUGGACAGACAGGUUCAGGUAAGACUUACACCAUGAUGGGAAGGCCAGAAGCCCCAGAACAAAAAGGGUUGAUACCGCGUUCAUUGGAACAGAUAUUCCAAAGUAGUCAGUCACUACAAGCACAGGGGUGGAAAUACAAAAUGCAGGCUUCAAUGUUGGAAAUAUACAAUGAAACCAUCCGUGAUUUGUUAUCAACAAAUCGAUCAAUUUGUUCAGAUCCAACACGCCCAGAGAGUGCAGUUUCUGGAAAGCAAUACACCAUUAAACAUGAUGCAAAUGGUAAUACACAUGUCAGUGACCUGACCAUUGUUGAUGUUAGUAGCAUAGCUGAGAUUUCCUCACUUUUACGCCAGGCUGCUCAAAGCAGGUCUGUGGGGAGGACGCAUAUGAAUGAGCAAUCGUCAAGAAGUCACAUGGUUUUCACAUUAAGGAUAUCAGGGGUGAACGAGGUAAAGAUCCUUCCUUUGAUUGCCUUCACAUUGAAUCUCUUCAUAAGCCCUCUUUCCUCUGUAACACUGACAUUUCCUUUUCCUUUUCUCUGUUAGGGCACUGAGCCACAAGUGGCAGGGUGUCUUGAACCUCAUUGAUGUGGCAGGAAGUGAGCCGACU